Lecanosticta acicola is the source of this 471-nucleotide messenger RNA. The record is from the annotation of a GenBank genome assembly. NCBI's taxonomy places the organism in Eukaryota, Fungi, Ascomycota, Dothideomycetes, Mycosphaerellales, Mycosphaerellaceae.
AUGUCCAUUGCAUCAAGACUCUUCCUCUCCGACAGUGCUGUGUCGCUCACUUGCACCGGCUACGCAAAGAUGCAUUAUCUCCAUCCGCGGUCAAGGUCGACCAGCACGCUCUUUACCACGACCUUGGCCAUCUCAUUUCUUGUCGUUGCAGCACCACAUUUACUGCCGUGCCCCGUGGAUCGACGGCAGUUUGCGGACAGUUUCGAGACUCCUGAUGGGAAGAGAUAUCGCAGGAAGCGGAAGGAGGUAACGGAUGGCGGCGACGAACACGAAGGAGUUGGGGAUGCGGCGUCGGACUUGGCCAAGCACGACAGAUCAAAGCGAGAGUGUCCAGUACCCAAGCCCGGAGGACUCGUCGGCCAGCUUAUGGGAUUCAAGAAUGAGGAACGUUCAAAGUCGGCAGAAGUCGUCGUCCGGCCACUCGAUACGAGGAAAUCACAACAGUCACAAAAUCAGAACGAUACGCCUUGA